Anolis sagrei ordinatus is the source of this 882-nucleotide messenger RNA. It is a transcript of the gene ARPC3, whose product is annotated as actin related protein 2/3 complex subunit 3. Gene Ontology annotation, biological process: regulation of actin filament polymerization; Arp2/3 complex-mediated actin nucleation. Gene Ontology annotation, molecular function: actin filament binding. NCBI's taxonomy places the organism in Eukaryota, Metazoa, Chordata, Lepidosauria, Squamata, Anolidae. Gene Ontology annotation, cellular component: cytoskeleton; Arp2/3 protein complex. The record is from RefSeq and is a predicted model, not a curated record.
CCCUUCCUGCUUUGGGUGGAAGAGGAAGGAAGGCUGGCAGGCAGGAAGGGAGGAGGGCGCGUUUGGCUGCCUGGCGGGCUGAGCAGGAAGAGGCUGUCCUCUCCGGCUCCCAUCAAGUGCUUCCCAAAAUGCCGGCCUAUCACUCUACUCUGAUGGAUUCAGACACCAAACUGAUUGGAAAUAUGGCUUUGCUUCCAAUUAAGAGUCAGUUUAAAGGGCCAGCGCCCAGAGAAACAAAGGAUAUGGACAUCAUUGACGAAGCCAUCUGUUACUUCAAAGCCAACGUCUUCUUUAAAAAUUAUGAAAUCAAGAAUGAAGCUGACCGAACAUUGAUCUAUGUCACACUCUACAUUUCAGAGUGCUUGAAAAAACUACAAAAGUGCAAUGCCAAGGGCCAAGGAGAGAAAGAAAUGUAUACAUUAGGAAUCACCAACUUCCCAAUCCCUGGAGAGCCAGGCUUCCCACUGAACGCUCUCUAUGCCAGGCCCAUAAACAAGCAAGAGGAAGAAAUCAUGAGAGCCUACUUACAGCAGCUGAGGCAAGAAACAGGCCUGAGGCUUUGUGAAAAGGUCUUCGAUCCCCAGAGUGACAAACCUAGCAAGUGGUGGACCUGUUUUGUGAAGAGGCAGUUCAUGAACAAGAGCCUGUCGGGUCCAGGGCAGUGAGGACGGAACCUGCGACUUGAGAAAUCAACGUGCUUCACUUCUGGAUGUAUAAAUUUUGCCUUUCUUUUACAAUGUUUUCUACCACACGCAAUUACGUGCUUCCAUGAAUAGGAAAAAAAAGUCACCUUGGAAAGAAAAAAAAGGGAGCAAUAAUCAUGGGCGUGUCUUGUUGAACUGAAGGGGUUGAUCAAUGACAAUAAAAAGAAGUGGGUUCUCA